AUGGACGGCCGACUCGUGACCGAUUCCUCAAGCGAGCGGGACCCCUCAACGACGGGAGAUCCAAACAAGGCCAUGCCCUUGCGAGCACGAAUUCUUCAUCUUAUCGAAGAGAGCAAUAGUAAGAAUGGAAAUACAGGUCAAAACGUCAAAGAAAUUUUUCUGGAACAAAUUUGGCCCAAAUUGGAGAGUGAUUACCAAAGGAUGUCCACCGAGCUGGCAGAAGCCUGCAAAGCUGAGUUGGGUGACCGCAUCGUCCCAAUCCCGGUUACAGUCGAAGAUCGAGUCAAAUCGCGCGCAUCCAUCUCAAAGUCAUUGCAGCGACGCGAGAUACACAGAACCAAGGAAGACAUAGGGAUGUACAAAAGUCUCGACGACAUCCUUGAGGAUCUGCACGAUCUCGUUGGUAUUCGUAUCAUUGUUGAAUACCUUGAUCAUCUUGAGGACGUGUCUCACUUUGUCACUGGUAGCUUCAACCAAGAGAAGGAAUCAAACCGGUUCGAUGCAAACCGCAAAGUCGGUCACCUUUGGCAGCCGUGGUUUGGAGCCUAUGAGUGCAUGAACUAUCACAUCUCAUCCAAAUAUGAAGAUGGUAACAGGCUUAGCCUAUACAACGGUGUUACGUUCGAGAUCCAAGUCACAAGCCUUCCUGCGCAUAUGUAUAAUAAGAUCGCCCAUCCGCUACUAUAUAAGGAAGAGGCUGGGGCGUUGUCACAGGGAGACGAAAUGGUGAUUGAUAUCACCAAAGGGCUUGCUUAUUGCUACUCGCUUUGUUUACACUUCAAGAGGUCGAAAUUGAAGAAGCCAAAAUUCGAGAGGUCGAGGUCCAAGAGGCCGAAGCUGAGUGGGGAUGUAGACGAGCAAGAGGACAUGGAACUUUUGAGGAACAUACCCUCAGCCUCCGGGGAAUUGGACGAGUCUAGCCUCAAUCGUUUAGCCGAGAGAAUCCCCAAACUGGACGUUGCAGCUAGUAAGACCAUGGACAUCCCGCGAGAGUCAUUGAGGUUGGCCCUUGACAGUCUGCUCAAUGAUCAGAUGCCGGACGACAUAGGACAAGCUCUCGCCGAGAGAUUCAGUCGUGAGAUUGAAGACAUUGCUCGGCCUCCAAUCAAUUUGGUUACUUCUGGAAACGCACGUUUCGAUAGCCAGGAUGUUUAUUCAAGUCCUGUGUGUCAAGCAGGCACCCAAACCCGCGCAAUACAAUACACACACGAUUGGGUCAAUGAAGGCGAGAAAGCAUUGCUAUGGAUCUAUAGUCAUGCUGGGACCGGGAAAUCGACUUUGGCCCGAACGGUUGCCAGAGAAUUGACAGAAACUAGUCAAAUUGCUGCUGGAUACUUCUUCAAGCGCGGAGAUGCCAACAGGAACGAUGUGUCUCGUGUGUUUCCGACUAUAGCGAGCCAGCUCAUGUCCACCAUACCCCGUUAUGAACCAACUUUGAGAAAGUCCGUCAUUGCGUCUAAGAAUUCGGAUAUCGGGACGAUGCGCCUGGAUGAGCAGUUCAAGGUGCUUAUUAAAGGCCCCCUGUCGGAAAUAGGCAUCAUCCCCUCGGCUAAAGUCAUCAUCAUCGAUGCACUCGAUGAAUGCACCAACCUGAUUGAGGCCAGUAAGAUUAUUAAACUACUUUGCAGCCUGGGGGACUUGGACACCUUGCGAUUUCGCCUCUUGGUUACUAGUCGUGACGAAAAUUUGGUGCGAAAAGCAAUCGAAAAUCAAAUGCACGAAUCACUGCAACUCGCCACCGCAUUUCGCAAUGACAAUAUCUCAGAUAUCAGAUCGAUUCUGAGACUUGGCUUUGAAGAUAUCAGAAAGGAGACAGAAAUCAAGCAUGCUUGGCCAACGCAUGAGCAAUUUGAGGUGAUAUUGCAACGCUCAAUCAACCCUUCUCCUCUUUUCAUCUAUGCUGCAACUUUCCUAAGGUUUCUUGAUGAAGGAAAAGAAAUGCGUACUUCAGAGAAACGUCUGCAAUGGUGGAUCGACCAGAGCCCCAGUACAGCCAAUAUGUCACAACUUGAAGGCCUGUACACUACGGUUUUUGAAAAUCUAGACCGUAACAAGAGAGAUGGAACCUCCGGCUUGCUGGCAGAUGAAGAAAAGAAAGAUCUACGAACUGUUCUGGUCACAGUUGUUCUUGCUGCUGAACCACUUUCGAUAGAGGCCAUUUCUUCUAUCUCAAGGGUCGAUUUGGGUAUAACUCGAGGCCUACUCAAGUGCUGUCGUGCGGUGCUAGAGAUCUCAGACGACAAUCAACAGCCUGUCAAGGCAGUACAUAAGUCUUUCAGCGAUUUUCUACUGCGGAAAGACCCACUGAAAAGAUCGUGGUUCCAUGCCGAUGAGAUGGAAUCACAUGACCAUAUAGCUGCGGGAUGUAUUUCGCUUCUACAAACUCUAAGGAAGGAUAUUUGCGGCUUCAAUGAUCCUGGAGUAUCAAGGGAGAGCAUCGAUCCCAAUGUCAUUGAGAGUCACAUUUCCAAAAGCCUUCAGUACGCAUCUUCGUAUUGGUGGCAUCACCUGCAAAGAGGAAACAAGCGAGACCCUUCAUAUGAACCUCUGAUACCGAUCCUGAAAAUCCAUUUUCUCCAUUGGAUUGAGUGUCUGUCAAUUCUUGAUCGGCUCGUAUUUGCCUUUAGGGCUAUUGGAGAGCUUUGUGCUUCUAUAACAAUGGGGCAUCCAUCUGAGUCUAUACGUCUCCUUGUUUCAUUCUUGAAAGAUGCCAGGCGAUUCAUCCUCCGACAUGGUAAUACCAUCCAAGAGAACCCACUGCAGAUCUAUGGUGCAGCCCUUCUAUUCAGUCCGGUGGAAAGCCUUAUUAGGCGUAGCUUCUGGGAGACCCGUCAUCCUGGAUUUAAAGUUAUUCACAACUUGGAGCAUAACUGGGGUCCUUGUUUAAAGGAAGUCGAAGAUAUGUCACGAAUUUCUUCUAUUGCCUUAUCACAUGAUGGGCAGGAACUAGCUAUGGCUGGCGCCACUUGGGACACGGAUCUGCCUUCAAUAUGGAUUCGCAAUACCGGAGCCGGGACUCUUCUUGCACGAUUCGACACAGAUACCCAUUUGCUAGCUCUGACAUGGUCCUGUGAUGGGAAUUCUCUUCUCGCUGUCACAGAAUUCGGUCAGGUCGUACGAAUCGACCGAGCAAUUGAGACAAACAAUCUGUUUGGAUUUUCACCAUACGCGACAACUAAAGGGUAUGACUAUGCUGCGAUAUGUUCUUCUGGAAUAGCCUCUCUGGUACGUCACGAUCAUAAUAUCAAUCACGAUGUUAUCAAGUCCGAGGUCUUUGCAUGGAAAUUCACUCAAAGUGAUCAGACAUUUCAAACUUGGGAAUUCCCAAAGUCAACAGUCUCUAGAAUAGCCUUGUCGCCUGAUGGUUCUCUUCUUGCCAUGUCUGUCGAAGGGUGGUUUGCAGGUCAACACAGUGUUCGAGUCGUCGACAUAAACACUGGUGCUUGCAUCCAGGACUUGACAGUCCAUGCGAGAAGCCUUGCCUUCUCGUUAGAUGGAUGUCAACUUUUUAUUUACCCAUCAAACCGCAACCUUUCGAGUUUGACCGUUCUCAAAUUUCCAUCUGGGACCUGCGAGCAUCUCCGGCUUCCUAAGGCCUUUUUGGCUGACCACAUGGCGAUCUUACCGGAUUACACGACUAUGUUGACGAAGGAUAACAACGAAUUCGUGUACUGGGACCUUGAAGCUCUUAAUUCCGUUGUUGGAGUUCCUAAGCAACCAGAUCACCGACGUUUAGAUGGUGGUUACCCCAUAAAUAGGGUUGCCAUAUCGCCUAGUGGUCGGUUCAUGAUAACUUCAAUUGAAGACGAGCAAGGCCUAAACGUUUGGCGUCUCCCGGAAGCCACAUUUGAAAGAUGCUUGACAGUGGACCGCUUAGGGGAAUAUCGCAGGUGGUCAUUCUCUCAACUGAGUGAUAUUUCCAAAAACAAGGAAGCUUUCAUACUGCUCGAGGAAGAUUUUACUUAUAUUUGGUUCUUGGAAGGAACAGAGGACACAUACAUCGAACACUCAAGCGUCGUCAAGCUACCAAUGGGAGAACUCUGCCUCAGUUCUAUAAGCGAGUAUAGAAAUGAACUAUCAAAAUUUGGCCCUUGGCAUCCAAAUUACCCUACACAGGGUGUCGAUGUAUCGAUUACAGAUGGAAGAAUGGCUGUUGUUAGCUUCAAGGAUACAGCCGAGGUCUCCAAGUUAGGUUCGACCGCCAGGUUAUGCUUUGAAUUCAAGGAGCCCGGAAACCAAACAAUCAGUUCAAUUACUCUCUCGCCAAGCUCGACAUAUUUUGCCAUAUCCUAUGGUACUACUAUAAGGAUCUGGACACUGGCAGACCCCUCUGCAAGACGCGAGGUUCGAACUAAUGACGAGGUCAAAUCGCUAGUGUUUUCACCAGACGAAUCUUUGUUGGGAACCUUGCUUUUCGUCAAGUGGGCAGAUUCUUGCUUGGUUGGUCACUCUAUUACAUGA
This is a messenger RNA of Fusarium proliferatum ET1, 4461 nucleotides long. RefSeq lists its product as uncharacterized. Gene Ontology annotation, molecular function: protein binding. Gene Ontology annotation, biological process: guanosine tetraphosphate metabolic process. The transcript has 4 exons. The record is from RefSeq and is a predicted model, not a curated record. The coding region runs from base 1 to 4461 and encodes 1486 amino acids. NCBI's taxonomy places the organism in Eukaryota, Fungi, Ascomycota, Sordariomycetes, Hypocreales, Nectriaceae.